Molecule: messenger RNA, 1314 nt
Organism: Sodiomyces alkalinus F11
Lineage: Eukaryota; Fungi; Ascomycota; Sordariomycetes; Glomerellales; Plectosphaerellaceae
Product: N2227-like protein
Exons: 2
Coding region: 1-1314 (437 amino acids)
Molecular function (GO): S-adenosylmethionine-dependent methyltransferase activity
Source: RefSeq, a predicted model, not a curated record
AUGGAGGACAACAGCCAUUGGGGUGGCACCGAAGAUACUAUAGACGACCCAGAGGAGAAAAAGGUCAUCUGCUGCGCCUUGGACUCCUAUCUCCAAUAUGCCAAGGUAGCCCAUUUCAACGUGACACACCUACGGAGGCAGAGCUUCUACGCCCUACCCCAGGCGCAGUGGCAGAUGCUUGCGAAGCCGCCAUUUCAUUUCCUCGACACCUUGGACAAGACGGACGAUGCCAUAGACGCCAACGCCGAGCUGGCCCGUGCCAUCGCCAGCAACGGCCUCCGGUCCUUCCACAUGACCGGCUCCGGAUCCGGAUCCAGCUCCGAAGGCACCUGCACCGCUGGCGACGACGCGGAACCCGUCAUGCCCCGGGAAUGGCAAGGCGUGGCCAAACACACCGACAUCGACAAGGCCCGCAGCACCCUUCGUCAGUUCUACCGGGACUGGACCGCCGAGGGCGCCGCCGAACGUGCCGCCAGCUUCGCGCCCGUCUUCCGCGCCGCCGAGCAACAGAGGGAACGGUGCCAGCGUCCCAGUCCGCCCGACGCUGACUCCGACGCCGAAGCCGACGCCGACGCCGACGCUGACGGCCGGCUCAAAGUGCUCGUCCCCGGCGCCGGGCUCGGACGCCUCGUCUUCGAUCUGUGCCGCAUGGGCUUCGACGCCGAGGGCAACGAGAUCUCCUACCACCAGCUCCUCGCCUCCGCCUACGUGCUCAACUGCACCCAGCGCGCCGGCCAGCACACCAUCUACCCCUGGAUCCACUCCUUCUCCAACCACCUCACCAGGCGGAACCACCUCCGCGGCUACGCGGUGCCCGACCUCCACCCGGCCACCGAGCUGGCCCUCACCCCCGCCGCGGGCGAGAUGUCCAUGUGCGCCGCCGACUUCCUCUGCCUCUACAGCGACGAGAACCACGAGGCGCUGUACGACGUCGUCGCCACCGUGUUCUUCCUCGACACGGCCCCCAACCUGAUCCGCUACCUCGAGGCCAUCUUCCACUGCCUGAAGCCCGGCGGCAUCCUCGUGAACGUCGGCCCGCUGCUGUGGCAUUUCGAGAACCACGCCCCGGGGAACCACGGCCGGGACGACGACGGGGACGGGGAGCACGAUUACAACAACUCAUCGGGCAUCGCCGACCCGGGGAGCUUUGAACUGGCUGACGAUGAGGUGAUGGCCCUCGUCGAGACGUUGGGGUUCGUCGUGGAAUCGAGGGAGACUGGUGUGGAAGCGCCCUACAUCCAGGACGCCGAUUCCAUGCUGCGGACCAUCUACAGGGCUAGCACGUGGGUUGCUCGCAAGCCGGCGCCGUCAUGA